CACCUGUGGCGGAGUAAAUCAUUGCCAGUGAACCGCUCCACCUAAAUGGCCGGUAAUAUUGUGGUAAUUAUCGCCGCGUUGGGCGUCGCUGUAGCGCAAGAUUAUUUCGAUGAUCGAUACAAAUAUAAAAUUGAUACUGCACACUCGAUAGAUAUACCUAAAAAUUUCGAGGCCAUUGGACCCGACGCACUCAAGACUAUAUCCAAAUAUGUAAGCGAUAUACAAAAAACUGCAGAAUUGACCAACUCCCUAGCCAAAUUCGAUGUGCAAGUGUCUAUGGAGAAGAAACGUAAGUCAAAACAUGGCUACCUGAAGCCAACGAAGUCCAAGAAGUUUAAGGUGCCAUUGAAGAAGAAAAACUUGAGGCUCUCCAGCUUCGAGAUAGACUUAAGGAAGUAUGCGAGCGAGAAUAUCGAGAAGAAGAUGGCAGAACUAGAAAAAGCUUACUCUAACGCUACGACGGAGAAGAAAGUGAUCUUGCAAGUGACGAAGAAGAACAAAGUCGGGAAAUUCAGACCGUAUCUCACCGCUGUUAAGCCAAAAUACCAUAAAAAUGUGAAGCCUGUACCGAACAAAGAGAUUGUAUUAAAUUAAUUUAAAUAAUACUGCAGUGACAUAAUAUUAUAGCUAAAGUAAGAAAUAAUUUGAAACUAAGUGUACAUAAUUCGUUAA
Messenger RNA from Aricia agestis (brown argus), 672 nucleotides. RefSeq lists its product as uncharacterized. The transcript is spliced from 2 exons. The record is from RefSeq and is a predicted model, not a curated record. The coding region runs from base 46 to 594 and encodes 182 amino acids. Lineage: Eukaryota; Metazoa; Arthropoda; Insecta; Lepidoptera; Lycaenidae.